Messenger RNA from Pelmatolapia mariae (spotted tilapia), 2664 nucleotides. It is a transcript of the gene cdc14b, whose product is annotated as cell division cycle 14B. Gene Ontology annotation, molecular function: protein serine/threonine phosphatase activity; protein tyrosine/serine/threonine phosphatase activity; protein tyrosine phosphatase activity. NCBI's taxonomy places the organism in Eukaryota, Metazoa, Chordata, Actinopteri, Cichliformes, Cichlidae. The record is from RefSeq and is a predicted model, not a curated record. The coding region runs from base 223 to 1887 and encodes 554 amino acids. Gene Ontology annotation, biological process: positive regulation of cytokinesis; cilium assembly; microtubule cytoskeleton organization. The transcript is spliced from 16 exons. Gene Ontology annotation, cellular component: spindle pole; centrosome; nucleolus.
GCAGGGGAUUCAGAAAGCAGAAACCUGCCCCUGUUCACAGACGUCACCACCACCGGAGAGGUUGGAACGGGUAACUGGAAGCACGCAGACACAGGCAGACCAUCAGGGGCGAGACAUGACAUAUUAGCGCGUCAACAACACGAGGACAAGCCGCCGCACUGCGAAGCGCAGGGGUGUCUGUCGCUGCUGCACGGGAAUGUCCAGCAGCCCUGAGGAGAAAAAAUGAAGCGCAAGAGCGAAAGGAGAAGAGCCGAGUCGAGGAAAAAGCGCUGUGCAGCUCACAGCAGCUCAGAGGCGGAGUCAAACUCUGAUAUUUACAUUGAGAUAACAGAUCAACUGUAUUUUGCCAUACUUCAGCAAAAGAUCAAGAGCACAGCUGAAAGACACUGUUUCUGCAUCGAUGAAGAACUGGCAUAUGAGAACUUCUAUGCGGACUUUGGUCCCCUUAACCUGGCCAUGUUUUAUCGCUUCUGCUGCAAGCUGACAAAGAAGCUCAAGUCCAUUACACUCUCAAGGAAGAAGAUCAUAUUUUAUACAUGUGGAGAUCAGAAGAAGCAAGCCAAUGCUGCCUAUCUAAUAGGCUCAUAUGCAGUAAUGCAUUUAAAUAUGUUGCCAGAAGAGGCCUACAGUCUGCUGGUGUCAAGAAAUUCAUCAUAUAUUCCAUUCAGAGAUGCUUCAUUUGGAACCUGCAUGUACAAUCUGAACAUCCUAGACUGUCUUCGUGGUGUGCACAAAGCUUUGCAGUAUGGCUGGCUCGACUUCUCUAACUUUGAUGUGGAAGAAUAUGAGCACUAUGAGAGAGCAGAAAAUGGAGACUUGAACUGGAUCAUUCCAGGAAAGUUCCUUGCAUUCAGUGGGCCGCAUCCAAAAAGCAAAAUAGAGAAUGGGUACCCUUUGCACGCUCCUGAGGCCUACAUCCCAUACUUCAGGAAGCACAACAUCACUACCAUCAUCAGACUCAACAAGAAGAUGUAUGAUGCCCGACGUUUUACAGACUCUGGGUUUGAACAUCAGGACCUCUUCUUUGUGGAUGGAAGCACACCGAAUGAUUCUAUUGUUAGGACGUUUCUCAACAUCUGUGAGAACGCUGAAGGAGCCAUUGCAGUCCACUGUAAAGCUGGGCUAGGAAGGACUGGUACUCUGAUUGCCUGCUAUAUGAUGAAACAUUACCGCCUAACUGCAGCAGAGGCCAUCGCUUGGAUACGGAUCUGCCGACCAGGGUCCAUCAUUGGACCUCAGCAGAACUUUGUUGAAGAGAAGCAGAACAGUCUGUGGGCAGAAGGAGAUGUUUUCCGCGAGAAGAUGCUGAAUGAACGUGAGAAUGGUAAGAUGGCUGUAACCAGGAUCCUAUCUGGAGUGGAUGACAUAACCAUCAAUGGGAGCAACAAGAACAGAGGAUCCAAGAAAGAAGAGAUGGAAAUGUACAAUGAUGAAGAGGAGAGAAAUGGCCUUACACAGGGUGAUAAAUUACGAGCUCUUAAGAGCAAGAGGCAGGCCAGAUCAUCCUCGGGUUCACUAUCACAAGAGGAGAAUAAGAUACACACCAGAUCCUCAUCACAGUCCCUGAGCGGAGUCAUCUUGCAGGCAAGUUUUCAGAGCUGUAAGACAAGUGUUAGCCCAUUGGCUCUAUCUGACCAGUCAGACAGCAGGAAAAGGACCAGAACCUCCCUUCCAGCCAAUGGAACAGGAGGAAGCUCCCUGUGCAACACCAGACUGGUCAGGUCCCUAGGCAACUUGCAUGUCGUGGCUGGUGGCAAAGACCCAAUGUGUUGUGAACCAUGUGACAGCCAUAGACAGACAGCCAGUGUCACAACCAACUUAGGCUCUCCCAUCAGCUUAAGCAUGGGACAGGUCCAUCUACAGACGUACCGUCUCCAGGGGAUGUAAAGCUCGCAGCUCUUUGCAAUCCAUUAGGUUUUCCAGGCUAUGUCACUCCAUACCCAAACCUAGAGCUCCUCUACUGCGGUGAGCCUGUGGAUCUGGAAAAUCUGAUACAUUACCUUCUAUACAGCUGAUGUGGGGGGGAAGAGACGUUACAGAAACGCCACAUGUACUUCAUUCAAAAUGUUAUGAUUACAAGCCAUUUUAUCCAUAGGACUCUUUUUUUAAAAUAUUUUUUAAACACAGACUCAUGAACUGAACUGCUAGUUUUAAUCAUUGCCUGGUUGUUUCUACUUAACUGAAGCAUGCAGUAGCAGCAUCAGAUCAAACCACAACCAUGAGACCAUUGUAUGAAUGUGUGGAUCCAGGAGAUUUCCUCCAAAAUGAGCACUGUGCAGAACUUAUUCUGAUAAGGGUUCAUGGUGGGAAAUAUUUGAUAGAAUUGGCCUUUAAUUUGUCCCGAGUCCCUGAUCUUGGGCCCUCCAUUGUGUGUUUGCCAUGGACGUAGUUAAGUCUGUUGGCAGUAAUUCCAUCACAACACAACGUGCAUUUGUACCUCUGUUGAAUAUCUGAUUUGUCUUACUUGUGAAGCUUUUCAGCUCCUGUACUUAAACUGUAAAUAUGUCAACAUUUGAUAUACUCUGUAUUUUGUAAAUUUUGUACUGUUAGAUCAUCCUAUAAAUGAGUGGGUGGUCCUAACGGGGCCUGGUCUAACUCACGUUCAUAAUCCACUAAAGACAUUUGCUUGAAGCACAUAGAAUCAUACUUUUUAAUAAAUGUAUA